AUGCACCGAGCUGUCUCCAACCAGCGCUCGGGCUCCUCCUCCUCCUCCUCCGGCUCCUUCCAGCCGCCGCCGCCGCCCGCUCACCCCGCCGCCGCCCUGCAGCCCCUGUUCCUGGGCGGCCGCAGCCGGCGCGUGUCGGGCUCCAGCUCGGGCUCGGCCCGGGCCCGCAGCAGCAGCAGCAGCGGGGGCGAGGAGGAGGAGAGCAUCAGCAAACCCCUGCAGCAGCAGCAGCUCGGGCUGCAGCAUGACGGCGGGGAGCUGUACGGGGGCGCGGGCCCGGCCGGGGGCAGCGGCGGCCACCGCCGGGGGCUGCUGUGGCCGGGCGCGGGCUCCGGCGGGUCGCGCUGGGGCUACAGGGCGCUGUCCCUGGUGCUGCUGCUGGGGCAGGGCGCGCUGCUGGACCUUUACCUGAUCGCCGUCACCGACCUCUACUGGUGCAGCUGGAUCGCCACCGACCUGGUGCUGGCGGCCGGCUGGGGCAUCUUCUUCUGCCGCAACAGCCGGGCCCGGCGCCGGGAGCGCCCCCCGCCGGGUCACCCCCCGCCCCCGCCGCUGCACCCGCUGCUGCUGCACCCCCCGCACGGCGGCCGGGCCGCGGGCCGGGCUGGGGGCCCCCUGCGGGGAGGGGACUUCGCCUACGCGCACCUGGCCUGGCUGAUCUACUCCAUCGCCUUCACCCCCAAGGCGGCGCUGAUCCUGGGCACCUCCAUCCUGGAGCUGAUCGAGCUGCGCCUGCCGCUGGGCACCACCGGCUUCCGCGUCACGCUGGCGCUCUCCGCCCCGCUGCUCUACUGCCUGCUGCGGGCCAUCGGCCCCGACGGCGCCGGCCAGCUGCUGCUGCCGCCCCAGCCCCCGCCCCAGCACCGCGCGGCCGCCGCCUUCCUGGCCACCUGCCUCGACCUGCUGGACAGCUUCACCCUGCUGGAGCUGGUGCUGCAGCCCGGCCGCCCGGCCCCGCUGCCCGGCCCGCUGCGCUACCUGCUCAUCGCCGUCUACUUCCUCUGCCUGGCCUCGCCCGUGCUCUGGCUCUACGAGCUCAGCGCCGCCCGGCCGCCCGGCGCCGCCCGCCUGGCCCUGCACCUGCUGCUGCCCGCCGGGCUGCUGGACGCGCCGCUGCUCGCCCUGCGCUGCCUCCUGCUGCUGCGCUACCAGCAGCCGCUCUCCGUCUUCAUGCUCAAGAACCUCUUCUUCCUGGCCUGCCGCGGCCUCGAGGCCAUGGAGAGCUGCUGCCUGCUCCGCCCCGCCGCCGGGGGCGCCAAGUACAGCGCGGCCCCUGGCCCGGGGCCCGGCGCCGCCCAGCUCAGCCACUGCAUCUCCGAGAACGACAUGGGGCCCCACGGCUACGUCAACACCCUGGCGGUCAGCGCCCAGAACUGAGCGGGGGAGGGGGGGCGUCCGACCCCUGCC
Messenger RNA from Mauremys reevesii (Reeves's turtle), 1407 nucleotides. It is a transcript of the gene TMEM121B, whose product is annotated as transmembrane protein 121B. The record is from RefSeq and is a predicted model, not a curated record. The coding region runs from base 1 to 1377 and encodes 458 amino acids. The transcript is spliced from 2 exons. NCBI's taxonomy places the organism in Eukaryota, Metazoa, Chordata, Testudines, Geoemydidae.